Molecule: messenger RNA, 4654 nt
Organism: Tribolium castaneum (red flour beetle)
Lineage: Eukaryota; Metazoa; Arthropoda; Insecta; Coleoptera; Tenebrionidae
Gene: Exn
Product: Ephexin
Exons: 13
Coding region: 290-4498 (1402 amino acids)
Biological process (GO): activation of GTPase activity
Molecular function (GO): protein binding; guanyl-nucleotide exchange factor activity
Source: RefSeq, a predicted model, not a curated record
GAGUACGCCGUCGUUCGCCGAAGAGAAACGAGUAAAUGUCAGACAACAGUAUAACAUUUCAGUCGUUGAGUGGCCGACGCGCGAAAUAUGCUAUUAACUGUUUUAUUGAAGUGUAUCCGGUUUAAUGAGGCACACAUCAAUUGAUAUUGAUGCGAGCGUAAUUUUUGCAAGUGCUUGGCUCGUGCUGUGUUACCACGUCGCCCAAAAAUGUGAUAACGUGCAAGAAUUUUGCCAACCAUGAGACCGCACAUGUCGCAUUUGAAUAAAAAAGUGUAGUGGCCUCGGGACGAUGGCAACCUUAAAUCCAGUUCAGUGGGAGAAGCCUUUGUCGUUGGACCGACAAAGUCCAUCUCUCCACGUCCUGGAAGUCCCGCUUCCAAGCCUCCAAAACCCGUCGUUCCUCCACUCACAAAAGCUGCGAGAGAACCUCAUCGAAUCCCGCAAGGCGUUCCUUCGCAACCUCAAUGAAGACGAAAAGCUAGAACCCAACAAUGAACCCCGGAAAACCCCCACGAAAAAAAUCAGCUUCAAAAUCAAAAAAACCGCCUCGAUCUACCGCCACAACCAGAAAAUGUCCACGAUCAGUGCAAGCAAAGUCGCCGAACUCACAAUGAAGUUCAACAUGAUCAACGAGAAGAACUCCCUCCUGGAACAGCCCAAGUUCCGCAAGCUCGUCAAGCGCGUCAACAGCCAAAGAAGCUUAGACAGUGAUAAAGUGACCAAGCACAGUGUUAAGAACGUAGUGACGCGCAAACCCAGCGUUAAAACGAAACCCUACGAGGACAAAGAGAUUGUCAUAGUGAGGCGCAAACCGACGAUCAAACGCAAACCCAGCCGUGCCAAUUUAGAAAAACCGGUGCUAGUGACCGAACAAAACCGCCCCACAACCCUCCCCCUCGACGAACCCCAACCGCCGUCCACGGGAACCGUCCGUGCGGCGAUCGAAAUUUUCGAACGCAGAAACUCAAGCCCAGUGCCAAAACCCAAAGUGCCUGAAAAACCAACGAAACUAAAACCCGACAAGACUGACGAAGAUUUAGUACAAAUCGUUAACAUUCCGGCGGUGCUGCCGCAACGAAGAUGUGAUUCCAUGUACGAAACGCUCAAUGUUACGAAAACACCACUCCUAAAACCGACCAAGUCGGAGGAAACCAUCGUUAGGCCAAAACCCAACACUUCCUUCCUCUGGAGCAUCAACCAGGACAAGUCGCCCUCGGCCAAAGACGACUGGAAGGACCUCUACGACUUCGUCGACCCCUCCCCACAAGUCCCCCCGAGGGCCGCCCCGGCGAAACCCCCAACUCCCCCGAAAAAAACCUUCAUGAAGCCUCCUCCCGAGGAGAAGAUUUACGAGGAGUUGAAUGUGAGUCGGGACGAGGACACGAUCAGCCACAGCUACGAGUACUGCGAAGGGGAUGAUGGGUACGAGAUCUGUGCCAAGGAGAAUAUCUACGAAACGCUCCCGCCGCCGCUUCUACCCAGGAGGCAGCAGCAGGAACCGCUUCCGCCAAGACCACCCUCCCGGAGCAGCUAUUGCACGAUUCAAAACCCGGAAAACGUGUCAAAUUGCUACGAAUCGAUCUACAAUCCCGAAUCCAAGUCGAAUGAGAGUACUUAUGAGAGUAUCUACGGGUGCCAAAUCCGCGAGGGUGGCUCGAAUCGCGAUUCUCUUGUGUCCUCGGACCAGCAGAGUAAUAGUUUGUACGGGAGGGCUAGUCUAGUGGGGUGGGGUGAGGAUGGGACGAAUCCCUACAGCGGCAAGGCCACAAGUGACUUAAGCACGAGUGACCGGAGCGAUGAUUGGGUCGAUAUGACCGAUAAUGAGGAUAAUGACAACAACAAUGAAAUCAUCAUAAUCCGCGAGCGUCAAAAGGCGAAGAAGACUACCGGUUGGUCCCAGCAAUUUCGGGAGCAAUGGUCUAAAUCGCCGCGAAAACUCCCAACUGAUCAGCGUACUGACAGUGACCCGGACCACCUCUACGAGAGACUUUGCACCAAUGAGAACACCCAAGACGACGAUUACGACUCCUUCGACAGUGAUAGUGAUUCGGAAGGUUCCUUCACUAAAGUCAAUUCACAUGACAGCGGCCUGGACAUCGGCAACAGCCAACUCCCCGAACCCCCAAACAACCAAACCUACGUCCUGACCCGUCUCGCGGCCACCGCCGGCAAACACAUGCGCAAGCUGCGCCGCAACUGGUCACUGACCAAAAACGACAUCAGCAAAUCACUGAGUCGGAUGACCAAACGCAAGUCGCGCACAGACCUCGCCAAACACAGGAAAUCUAGUCCCGAAAUUCUCCAACCGGAGGAGCCGCCCCCUCCUUGUGAUAACCCCCCGGAGGCGGAAGCCAAGACCCUGCCCAGGAAGAGCUUCCUGACGAAGUUCCGGAGGAGCAUGUCUCUGAGUGCCGAGUCGGCGAGCGAGCUCACCUCGAAUUUGGAUAAGCCGAAGAGUACGUUCUACUUGACGGAAAUUGACAUCGAUAAGAACGAGUCUGAGAGGGACAGCGGGGCGUCGUUAUCGCCGGUGCAGAGGAACUCCAAGGUCAUAACGCGGCCGCAGAGCCCGCCCCCGCCCGCACCGGUCAGGGAGAAAAAGCGGUCGACUUCGUGGUACGCAGAAGUGGGGCUGUUUAAAAAUUCGGAAAGCAACGCGCAGAGGAGGAGCAAUACGUUCUGGUACGCCGAAGUCGGGCUCUACCAGACUGGGAUGAGCACCCCGAGCACGAGUUCGGCGGAAAAUAGCGGAAAUACAACCAAUGUUUCGAUUAAACCGGACGAUUUUAUCAACCAGGAUAACAGCGAGGAGUACUACAAUCUCAAGAACGGCUCGGAUUAUUACAAUGACAGUAUUAACAGCUUUAGCAGCACGGAGACCAAGAAAGAUCAGUCUUUGACGACUCUGGCUACUGACGCUCACUUGAGGCUGGAAGAUGAGCCUUUGUAUCAGUUUUACGACGCUGCGGUUUUAGAGUCGGUUUGUCACGAUGGUGUCUCCGAUUUUGAUUCCGACGGCUAUGAAGAAGUCGGUGAUAACAACUCCGAAUCCACUCUUUCCUCAAGACCAUCAGCUAUGGAACUAGUCACACCCAACAAAAAUUUACUGACGGUUUCAAGAACCCUUUGGUGUGAAAUACCAGAAGUGAUACAGUCGUCGGUGUUAAGCACUUUGAGUACGCAUCAGAAGAAGUUGCAAGAAGCUAAGUUCGAAAUGAUCACGUCUGAAGCCUCCUACUUGAACUCCCUCAACGUUCUGUGCAACCACUUUGUCAAAAGUUUCGAAAGUUUGGAUAUUUUGUCAAAGGAUGAGCUCGAAAUGUUGUUCGGAAAAGUCGCAGAUGUGAAAAACUGUUCGGAGAAGCUUAUAUCCGACUUGGAGAAGUGUUGGCAGGAAAAUAUUCUGCUUCAUGGAGUGUGUGAUAUUGUUCAGAAGCACGCUGAGGAGAAUUUCCACGUGUAUGUCCCCUACUGUGAGAAUCAAAUUUUGUUAGACGACACGUUAAGGCGUAUCAAGGAACGUCCAAAUUUUCUCGAACAAUUAAAACAGCUUGAAUCAAGCUCAACGUGUCAGUCACUCACACUUUACUCAUUUUUAAUGCUCCCAAUGCAGAGGAUAACGAGGUGGCCACUGCUUGUGGACGCCGUCUUGAAGAGGCUCUCGCCACAAGACUCCGAAUAUUUAACGUGUCAAUACGCGCUUGCAACGCUCAAUAAAAUCGUCAGUCAGUGCAACGAAGGGGCAAGACGUAAAGAACGCGAAAAUGAAAUGAAAAAAAUCGUAACACAGUUAGAGUUCGCCAAGGGGGUUCCCCCGAUUGAAAUAGUGUCGGACAAUCGGUGGCUCAUCCGCUCCGGUACUGUAACCCACAUGCAGCAAAGGAACGAUGAGAUUAAGCUGACUUUUGGAAAACGGUUCACGAAAGUGACGCUACACUUGUUUUUAUUCAACGAUUAUUUGUUUGUUACAAAACCGAAAAGCGAAAAUUUGUACACCGUGGUCCAUUACUGCGCCCGCAAUUUGGUGGAGUUGAGCAGCACCGACAUGUUGGUGUCCCUCCCGGUCAAAGACACGCAAGGUCGCCACUUGCUGUUCCUCACAAUUUUGGAAAAUCAGAAUGACAAGACUGUUGAAUUUUUGUUGUCUUGUAACAGUGAAAGCGACAAGGAGCGAUGGAUCGAGGCGCUAACGCCCCCAAAAUCUGAAGACCCAAACGAAACUCUUUACGAAUGUUGGGACUGUCCGCAAGUAACUGCCAUUCAUAAUUAUCUGGCUAGUCAACCCGACGAAUUGGCUUUAUCUCGAGGGGAUGUGAUUAACGUUCUCCGCAAAAUGGCCGAUGGUUGGUAUCACGGAGAGAGAAUAAGAGAUGGCCAAACUGGCUGGUUCCCCGCGAAUUAUACUGUAGAAAUAGCGAACCCUCAUGUCAGAUCACGUAAUUUGAAACAGCGAUAUCGGUUGUUGGCGUUUUCGGAAAACUAUUUAAAAACUAAAUGAAUUUGUUAAAUUUUUUAUAUAAUUUAUGUUAUGGAUGAUUUUAUAGACACGAAAGGUAGUGAUAUCAAGCGUUUUUAUUGAUUGUGCAUCUGAUAAUAUGAACAAACUGUACAUAAAUAAAGGAAUACGAAAUAAAUUGAUUAACCUAUUUUUUAA